CUGCAGAUCAUUUAGUUUAAAGCUCCUUUGUUUAAUUUAUUACAUGCCCUUUUGUUGGAAAGACAAAGUAAAAAGCAAAGCAAAACACUGUCUUGUUUUUUCGAUCAGAGCUUUAAAGGCAACAUGGGUACUUUCUGGUAACUCUUCUUCCAGAAAAUCUUCCUCUUUCUUCUCUCUCCCUUUUUUUCCCCUUUCUUUUAUAUUGCUUUUUCGUGCUUUGUUUUGUUGGAGAGCUUCUUUCUUAAAUGAGUCUGGGUAGUGAAGCGAGCAAAAAAUCUCUUCUCUGAAAGGGGGAAACAAAGCUCUCUCCACAUCUGUAUCUCUUCUCAUGGAUUCUGGUAACAGUGGUAGUGUUCAUUCGUCGAGUGGUGGCAGUGAAGAGUUUGAUUCACGCGCUAACUCGUUCUCAGCUUUUUUUAACAGUAACACAUCGAGCCAUGUAGGUCAUGAUUACUUGGGCAUCCAACAACCGUCGCAGCCGGCGGUGAUGCAACGGCAACUCCACCACCACCAAAGUCAGUCUCCGUCGUCUAUGUUUUUUGACCCUUUAUCGAGCUACUUCGAUCAUCCUCUAUCAAGUGCGACGAACCAAAACCUUGAUGUGGUUUGGUCCAAAAAUACAAGAUUCGAUCCCGGUUGCAAUGAUCUCGCUGGGUUUAUGGCCUCACAACAAGCACAUAGUAGAACCACUUUUUCUUCUGUACAGAUCCCUGUAGGAUCAGAAAGUGGUAAAAAAGCUUCAGUUUCAGGCACAACCGACCAACAACCCAGCAACAACAGUAUGGUUCGUAACUCAAAGAAGAGAUCCAGAGCUUCUCGGCGUGCCCCAACGACCGUUCUUACGACAGACACCAUUAAUUUCCGAGCCAUGGUUCAGGAGUUCACCGGGAUCCCUGCACCGCCCUUCUCCUCCUCACCUUUCCCAAGAACCAGGCUUGAUCUGUUUGGUACGAGUCCCAGUAUGAGAUCGACUCAGUUGGACCCUUCGUCUCCUCAUUAUCUUUUAAGACCAUUUGCCCAAAAACUCCAGUAUCCUCCCCCAUUUAUUACUUUUUCUUCUUCUAAAGCUUCCUCUUCCAUGGUUGAUGAUAUAGCUUCUACACCUAGUACUAAUUCCACUUCCAGUACAACUUCCAUUAACUACCAUCUACCUCAAAAUCCACCGAACAACAUCGGCAUGCAAAACCCAAUUCUUAACUUCGUAUCUCUCCUCGAAACCCCUCAAAAAUACCCAGUUUCCAAUUCGACAGGGUCCUUGAAUAUUCCAUCGAACGAGUCUCUUCUCAGAAUGGGUGUUUUUGAAGAGUUCGGCAUGAGCCAGGGGCAUGGAAACACCAACCUGAGCGGGUUCCAAAACACGGUUCCAUCAUCAUCAACAUGGUCCCAAGAUGUAAAUGAUCAAAGUCUUGUAAGGUCCAUCAAUGACGGCGGCUACAACGGUAACACCCAAAGAGUUACAAAUGGGAAAGGGAACAACUUUCCGGUUCUUUCAUCGGAUUUUCACGGCGAUAAAGGGCAGGAAAAUGUAGCUACCAAAGGUGAAGGUAUGGUGGAAUCAUGGAUAUGUUCAUCUGAUUAGGAUUUAUCUAAAAUAUUAUAAAAAAAUCUCCACAAAGAUUAGCAUGGUGAAUAUAUAUCAUCAUGAUGUAUGAAAGAGAGGGAAUCUCUCUUGUUCUCAUUUUAACCAUGAUUUUCAACAUAUGUAAAUCCAAAUCACUGUUUUCCCCCCACCACUCUCUUGAAAGAUUAUACCCUCCUUUUGGGUUUAAUUAUAUGUAAAUGAUAGUAGCCUCUAUUCUCUGGCCAA
Hibiscus syriacus is the source of this 1807-nucleotide messenger RNA. RefSeq names its product rho GTPase-activating protein gacK-like. The coding region runs from base 329 to 1579 and encodes 416 amino acids. NCBI's taxonomy places the organism in Eukaryota, Viridiplantae, Streptophyta, Magnoliopsida, Malvales, Malvaceae. The transcript has a single exon. The record is from RefSeq and is a predicted model, not a curated record.